AUGAAGAUAUGCUUUUCGAUAUGGGUAUUUGCGCUGUUUACCUUAUUCUGUGGAACACUUGUACUAAUACCGAAUGCGACCGGUACAUUAUUCGGACCAACCAAUUUGGCUGUGAAUUACGGUUUGAUUUUUAUAGCCUUUUCAUUUGGAAGUUUUACGUGCGCAAUUUUUACAACCUUUGUUACUCCAGAAGGUGCUUACGUAUUCCAAUACACAUGCUGUGGAGUUGUUUGCCUUGUGUCACUUUUUAUAACAUUAUGGAUUCAAGAUCGGAAAACUCCGGAGAAGUGUAAACUAAGUGAAUGCUUUGUUAAAUCGUGUGCAAAGUUCCGCGUAAAGCAAUCAGCAUAUAGUCCGCAUGAGUUAGAAGCACUGAGAUCCUAA
Heterobilharzia americana is the source of this 384-nucleotide messenger RNA. The record is from the annotation of a GenBank genome assembly. Lineage: Eukaryota; Metazoa; Platyhelminthes; Trematoda; Strigeidida; Schistosomatidae.